This is a messenger RNA of Drepanopeziza brunnea f. sp. 'multigermtubi' MB_m1, 1377 nucleotides long. RefSeq lists its product as uncharacterized. Gene Ontology annotation, molecular function: RNA binding; ATP binding; glutamate 5-kinase activity. Lineage: Eukaryota; Fungi; Ascomycota; Leotiomycetes; Helotiales; Drepanopezizaceae. Gene Ontology annotation, cellular component: cytoplasm; cytosol. The record is from RefSeq and is a predicted model, not a curated record.
AUGAAAGUCCCCAAACCCUUAACCAUCGUCAUAAAACUCGGCACGAGUUCCAUCGUGGACGAAAAGAGCCACGAGCCGCUGCUUUCCAUCUUGACGCUGAUUGUCGAGACGGCGGUGAGGUUGCAUAAAGAUGGCCACAAGGUUAUCAUCGUGUCAUCGGGAGCUAUUGGAGUUGGCCUGAGGCGGAUGAAUCUGGAGAAGCGACCGAAACAUCUCCCGAGAAUACAGGCACUGGCAGCUAUCGGACAAUGCCGACUCAUCAGUCUCUGGGACAGCCUGUUCGGCCACCUACGCCAACCCAUCGCCCAGAUCCUGCUCACGAGAAAUGAUAUUGCCGACCGUACCCAAUACCUCAACGCCCAGAACACAUUCGCCGAGCUUCUCGAGAUGGGCGUGAUUCCCAUCGUCAAUGAGAACGACACCAUCGCCGUGACCGAGAUCAAGUUCGGCGACAACGAUACUCUGUCCGCCAUUACCGCUGCCAUGGUGCGCGCCGACUACCUGUUCCUCAUGACAGACGUUGAUUGCCUGUACGACAAGAACCCGAGGACGAACCCGGAUGCGCGGGCCAUCGAGGUGGUGGAGGAUAUAGGGGCGUUGCAAGCUGAUGUCUCCAGUGCAGGCUCAGCCCUAGGCACAGGUGGCAUGACGACCAAAAUCGUCGCCGCUCGCCUGGCCACCUCCGCCGGCGUGACAACCAUCAUAACCCGCUCCUCCAACCCAGGCAACAUCCCCAGCAUAGUAUCCCACAUUCAAUCCCUCAAGACGCCCCUACUCACCACCUCCCUCUCCAACACCUCCCUCUCGCAGCUCGAUGAACCCCUCUCCCGCUCAACCGCCUCUCGGUCUGGAUCUCCUGCAUCGCGAGAGAUCAGGACGGGGGCACCCCUCCACACCCGCUUCGUCCCCUCCGCCCAGCCCAUCCGCGACCGCUACUUCUGGCUCCUGCACGGCCUCGCCCCGCACGGCACCCUCUACAUCGAUGCCGGCGCGCACCGCGCCCUCUGCAACAAAGCCGGCCUCCUCCCCGUCGGCGUCGUCGACGUCGACGGCGCCUUCGCCCAGCAGGAAGCCGUGCGUCUCGUCGUCGUCGAGCGCCUCCCUACCACCACCACCACCACCACCUCGGACCCGAACCCCAACCCCUCCCACGCUCCCGGGGCGAGGCUGUGGAGCGGUCCGGGGAUCGAAGUCGGCCGCGCCCUGGUCAACUACAGCGCCGCCGAGAUCGCCCGCAUCAAGGGCGUUCGCAGCUCCGAGAUUGAGGGCUUGCUGGGGUAUGCGGAGAGCGAGUACGUCGCGCUGAGGGAGAACAUUAGUUUCUUCGUGCAGGAGAGCCGGCCUGCGACGCCGAGUGUAGAGAAUCAGGUGAGAUAG